Messenger RNA from Pistacia vera, 558 nucleotides. RefSeq names its product secreted RxLR effector protein 161-like. Lineage: Eukaryota; Viridiplantae; Streptophyta; Magnoliopsida; Sapindales; Anacardiaceae. The transcript has a single exon. The record is from RefSeq and is a predicted model, not a curated record. The coding region runs from base 1 to 558 and encodes 185 amino acids.
AUGCAAGAUGCAAAAAGUGUCCAAAUUUCUCUUGGAGCUCACUUGAAGCUUUCACAUGAGCAAAGCCCACAAACUGAAGAAGAAAAGUUGAAGAUGGCAGAUGUUCCUUAUGCUAGUGCAUUGGGGAGUCUGAUGUACUUGAUGUUGUGUUCAAGACCAGACUUGGCUUUUACGGUAAGUCUUGUAAGCAAGUUUAUGAGCAAUCCAGGCAGGUCUCACUGGGUAGCUCUAAAGUGGAUUAUGAGAUAUUUGAAGGGAAUCAGAUCAGUAGGCAUCGUAUUUAAGAAAAAUCAAAGUUAUAACAACUAUGUUGAAGGUUUUGCAUAUGCAGACUAUGCAAGAGAUAUGGAGAAGAGGAAGUCAACCUUUGGUUUUGUAUUCACUCUAUGGGGAAAUACUGUUAGUUGGAAAUCCAAGCUACAACAUAUGGUUAUUCUAUCUUCAAUAGAAUCAGAGUAUGUGGCAUUGAUAGAGGCAGUAAAUGAAGCUACCUGGUUGAAAGAUCUUGCAAAUAAGUUGGGCAUUAAACAACAAACAAUGAUGAUCAAUAUUCAAUAG